UCCCUCCCAUCGCGUUUCGCAUCAUCUCUCGUUUGGAAUUAUUAGAAAAUAUUUUCAAAAAUCCGAGGAACUGAAAAUUCAUUUCGCAUUGUAAAGAAACUCGCGUUAAUUUAUUGAUAAAUUCACGUGAUUCGCGCCGGUCGCCGUGAAAUCAGCACUUCCGCCGGAACAACAUUGUCGCGAAUGAUCACGUGAUCGGUGAUCGAGUUCGUCGUUUGUGGCCACGAGGUUUUUGUGGUGAAAAUUGUGUGAACUGGGUGAAAAAAAGCCCUCUAUUUUUGUAGUCAUACAAAAAUGCCUUCCAGCUAUCCCCUGCCACCUAAAGAGAAUGCAUUGUUUAAGCGAAUUUUGAGAUGCUACGAACACAAACAAUACAAAAAUGGAUUGAAGUUCGCGAAACAAAUUCUGUCGAAUCCAAAAUUCAGCGAACAUGGAGAGACGUUGGCGAUGAAGGGCCUCACGCUGAAUUGUCUCGGCCGUAAAGAGGAAGCUUACGAUCAUGUUAGACGUGGACUGAGAAACGAUUUGCAAUCGCAUGUGUGCUGGCACGUUUACGGAUUGCUCCAGCGAUCAGAUAAAAAAUACGACGAAGCUAUCAAGUGUUAUCGGAACGCUCUCAAAUGGGACAAAGACAACAUUCAAAUCCUUCGAGAUUUGUCCCUUCUUCAAAUUCAGAUGCGCGAUCUCGAUGGCUACAAGGACACCAGGUAUCAAUUAUUCAUGCUCAGACCGACCCAGCGGGCUUCAUGGAUUGGCUUUGCAAUUUCUUAUCAUCUGUUACGGGACUAUGAAAUGGCUUUAAAGAUUCUUGACACGUUUCGAAAUUCUCCUAUGAUUUGCUAUGAUUACGAACACAGCGAAUUGCUGCUUUAUCAGAACAUGUUGAUUCAAGAAUCAGGGGACAGUGAGCAGGCCUUAAAACACCUCGACAAGAACAUUGAACUUAUUUGUGAUAAAGUCACUGUGAAAGAAACUUAUGGUAAACUGAGACUGGAACUUGGAUUAUACGCAGAAGCGGCUCAAGUUUACAAGGAGUUGUUGGACAUUAAUCCAGAAAACACAACUUAUUACGAUAGGUUAGCGGAAGCCCAAAGACACACUUGUCCCGAUGAGACACUCCAGAUGCUUAAACUUUACGAAGACAUGUUCCCGCGAGCAUUGGCGCCUAGACGUCUUCAAUUGAAUUACGCUGUUGGUGAACAAUUUGAAAUUCUAGUCGACAAAUACUUGCGACAAGGUCUUCAUAAAGGAGUAAAUCCACUUUUUGUGAGUCUUCGGUCUCUCUACACAAAUAAAGAGAAGGUGGAAACAAUUGAGUCGUUACUUCUUCAAUACAAGGAGGCGUUGAAAUCUCACGGCCACUUUCAUGAUUUGGAGAAGGACAAUAUGAAAGAGCCAGCCUCGGCACUUUUGUGGGCCUAUUAUUAUUUGGCACAGCAUUACGAUUACUUGGGACAGACGAAAAAGGCUCUUGAAGAAAUUAACGCUGCCAUUGACCACACACCAACGCUCAUUGAACUUUUUGUCACGAAGGGUCGAAUCUACAAGCACGCAGGAGACGUUCAGGAAGCCUACAAGUGGCUGGACGAAGCACAAAGCCUAGACACUGCCGAUCGAUACAUUAAUUCAAAAUGUGCCAAGUACAUGUUGCGGGCGAAUUUCGUGAAAGAAGCCGAGGAGACUUGUGGCAAAUUCACAAGGGAAGGUGUUCUCGCAAUGGAGAAUUUAAAUGAAAUGCAGUGCAUGUGGAUUCAAACUGAGGCCGCUUAUGCGUACAAACGCUUAGAAAAAUAUGGAGAAUCGCUCAAAAAGUGCCAUGAAGUCGAUAGGCAUUUCUCGGAAAUAAUAGAGGACCAAUUUGAUUUUCACACGUACUGCAUGCGAAAAAUGACACUACGUUCGUAUGUCGGUCUACUGAGGUUAGAAGACGUUCUGCGUUCACAUCCCUUUUACUUCAAAGCUGCAAAGUGUGCAAUGGAAGUCUACCUUCACCUUCACGAUUCUCCCCUUCCGGAUCCAGCACAAGCUCAAGAAAUCGACACUGAAAAUUUACCACCGUCAGAAUUGAAGAAGUUCAGAAAUAAGCAGAGAAAGCAACGCAGGAAGGCGGAACUCGAAAGGCAGCAGGCUGCUCAAGCACAGGAGAAGAGGGAACAUCACAAUAAAUCUCGACAACAGACUGAUCCCGAUCUCGAGCAACCGAUUCUCGAGGAACUUAUUCCGGAAAAAUUGGAGAGGGUGGAAGAUCCCUUGGAGCAAGCUAUCAAAUUUUUACAACCCCUGCAAGAGUUGGCUUCCGACAGAAUAGAGACACAUUUAAUGGCUUUCGAAAUAUACAUUCGAAAAGGACGGACACUGUUGAUGUUGCGAUCGAUAAAUCGCGCACAUCGCUUGGACCCCAACAAUCCCGAAUUGCACACGUGCCUUGUGCGCUUCUUGCAGCACACGAAUAAGUCGCACCUGGAGGGCGCAUUGGCCGAGGUGGUGAAACGCCAGACAAGUGGAAUAUUCUCAAGUUGCAGUGCGCAGCAAUUGAACGCGCAGUACUUGAAGAAGAACAGCAAGUCUCUGCCACACCUGUACCAAGGCGCGCGCAUGAUGUACCUCCUGGACCCGACGGUGCAGUCCAAGGCCCUCUCCUUGGUCGCCGACAUGGACAGCCUCGAGAACGUCUCUCUCGACGUGUGCACGAGGUUGCUCGCCUCCCUGCAAAAGGGCGACUUCGGCUCCUGCGAGUCGACGACGGCCGACUUCCGGGUCAAGUGCCACUCCCUCUUCCCGUACGCGACCGCAUUUCGUCCCCUGGAAAUCAUCGAGGCCAAAGUCACCGUCAAUCAUCAAGACGACUACUCCAUCAAGAACUGAUCCUGGCGUCUCUAAUUAGGACAAUCGAGAGGAAGUUUCAUGGAGGGGGGGCGGGGAUACCAAUUUUUAAUCGAUCGAUCGUCUCGGUUUUUAUUUAAUUUUUUUUCCACUUUUUCUGUGUUUCUCUCGCGCGCGCGAUUUUAAAAUGCUCUCGUCGUUUGUCUCUUGGAGAAUCGCGAUAGGACCGAGUAGACAACGCUGUACAGGAUGCGUUUUUUUUUUUUUUUAUUUUGUAAAAUAUUGUAAAUGGCGAGACAAGACUUUGUAUACAUAUGUGCUAGAAAAUGAAAAAAAGAAAAAAUGUUACGCGUGAUUUUCUAUAACUAAGAUCUUCGUUACCGACGAUAAAUCUCUACUGUGUAGAGUUUUGUCCCUUUAAGUAGUAAAAUUGUACCGAUUUUGGGACAAGUUUUGAACUCUGGUAACUGUACGGUCCGUAAUGUAGAGUCCUACAUUCUAAUGGCUAGAUUUCUUCUUUAUCGAUAAUCGCUAGGGUAGAGAAUGCUACCUUGCCGAAUGUUGUUAAAUAUGUGACUGACUUUUGUAUUGCCGAUUUUAUGUAAAUUUGCCGAACUCAGAAUCUGUACCAAAAUCGUCAAUUUUAUUUAGAAUUGUCGCCAAUACCGCUAAUUGUGAUGGAACAUCGAGAUAUUUUUUUUUCUCAUUCGUUCUUUUAAUCUUGAAUAUAUAAUAAUUCGAUUAUAUCAA
Leptopilina heterotoma is the source of this 3573-nucleotide messenger RNA. It is a transcript of the gene Naa15-16, whose product is annotated as N-alpha-acetyltransferase 15, NatA auxiliary subunit. Gene Ontology annotation, cellular component: NatA complex; cytoplasm. NCBI's taxonomy places the organism in Eukaryota, Metazoa, Arthropoda, Insecta, Hymenoptera, Figitidae. Gene Ontology annotation, biological process: N-terminal peptidyl-methionine acetylation. The transcript is spliced from 11 exons. Gene Ontology annotation, molecular function: protein binding; protein-N-terminal amino-acid acetyltransferase activity. The record is from RefSeq and is a predicted model, not a curated record. The coding region runs from base 295 to 2865 and encodes 856 amino acids.